Anoplophora glabripennis (Asian longhorned beetle) is the source of this 1062-nucleotide messenger RNA. Its product is annotated as ribose-5-phosphate isomerase. Gene Ontology annotation, biological process: pentose-phosphate shunt, non-oxidative branch; D-ribose metabolic process. Gene Ontology annotation, cellular component: intracellular membrane-bounded organelle. NCBI's taxonomy places the organism in Eukaryota, Metazoa, Arthropoda, Insecta, Coleoptera, Cerambycidae. The transcript has a single exon. The coding region runs from base 158 to 904 and encodes 248 amino acids. The record is from RefSeq and is a predicted model, not a curated record. Gene Ontology annotation, molecular function: ribose-5-phosphate isomerase activity.
UUUAUUUCAACAUGCAAACGACGUACCGCUUAAAUUAUCAAAUUGCUUUAAAAAAAUCAAAAAAAUGUCUAAAAGGUUGCGUAAUCUGCGCAUGUCAUUAAAUCGUCAUACAAACCAUUCAAAACUACGCCGCCAUACACACUGAAGACUUAACUUAAUGAUUGCUCGAAUGAGUAACACUUUAAAGAAGUACUCAACUAUGACGACCAUAACAGAAGCUAAAAAAUUAGCUGCCCAUCGUGCAGUGGAUUUACAUGUGAAUUCUGGUAAUUUAGUUGGUAUUGGAAGUGGAUCUACUGUUGUUUAUGCAAUAGAAAGGUUAGCCGAGAGAGUCGAAAAAGAAAAGUUACAGGUAAAAUGCGUACCUACCUCUUUUCAAGCAAGACAACUUAUUAUAAAGCAUAAACUGCCUUUAACAGAUUUAGAUAUAAAUCCGGAAUUAGAUGUUUGCAUUGAUGGAGCCGACGAAGUGGAUUCUAACCUCAACUUAAUCAAAGGAGGCGGGGGCUGUUUACUUCAAGAAAAAAUCGUAGCAAGUUGCUCGAAAAAAUUAAUCAUUGUUGCAGAUUAUUCCAAAAAUUCUCAAAAACUUGGCGACCAAUACAAAAAAGGUAUUCCAGUAGAAGUUUCGCCAAUGGCGUAUGUUCCUAUCCAGAAUAGAAUUCAAAAACUACAUGGGGGUACAGUCGACCUAAGAAUGGCUGUCUUAAAGGCUGGGCCAGUAGUUACUGAUAAUGGGAAUUUUAUUUUAGAUUGGAAAGAAUAUAAUCAAAAUGUAGAUUGGAAUAAAAUUAAUAGUGAACUGUUAUCGAUCCCUGGAGUUGUCGAAACUGGACUUUUUAUAAACAUGGCCUCUAAAGCUUAUUUUGGAAUGACCGAUGGAUCUGUGAAAGUACAAGAAUAAAUUUCAAGAAUGAAAGAGAAAGCGUAACUACAUAACAAAUAAACAUAUUCAUGGUUUUCAUUAUUAUUAGGACUUAAAAGUUAAGUCUAAAAGUUAGCUGUACAGUUGUAACGCAUACAUGAUUUUUUUUAUAUUUGUACUUAAAUAUAUUUUCCAGA